This is a messenger RNA of Myotis myotis, 2901 nucleotides long. RefSeq names its product poly(ADP-ribose) polymerase family member 12 (gene PARP12). The coding region runs from base 88 to 2175 and encodes 695 amino acids. The transcript is spliced from 12 exons. Lineage: Eukaryota; Metazoa; Chordata; Mammalia; Chiroptera; Vespertilionidae. Gene Ontology annotation, molecular function: metal ion binding; NAD+ poly-ADP-ribosyltransferase activity. The record is from RefSeq and is a predicted model, not a curated record.
UUUCGUUUCCCGCCGGCGUCUCCUCCCCGCGGGACCCGCCCCGCUAGCCGGCGGCCCGACGGGCACUGCGCCCCCGCCGCCGCGGCCAUGGCCCAGGCUGCCGCGCUCGCGGAGGUGACCCAGGUGCUAUGCGCGGCCGGGGGCGCCUUGGAGCUGUCGGAGCUGCGGCGCCGCUUGCGGGGCGGCGUCGGCGCGGACGCGCUGGAGCGGCUGCUGCGGGAGUCCCCCGGCCUCCUGGUGGCGACGCGGGCGGACGCGGGCGGCGCGGCCGCGGUCCCCGAGCGGGUGGUGCUGGCCGUCUCCGCGCUGCGCCUGUGUCGCGGCCACCAGGGCCUCAAGCCCACCUGCGCGGGGCUCUGCGGGCAGCUGCACUUCUGCAAGUUUAUGGUCCUGGGCGCCUGCAAGUUCCUCAAAACCGGGAAGAACUGUAGAAACAGUCACACCUUGACAACUGAGCAUAACCUGAGUGUGCUGAAAACUCAUGGCGUUGAUCAUCUCAGCUACAGUGAACUCUGCCAGCUCUUGUUUCAGAACGACCCCUGGCUUUUGCCAGAGAUCUGCCUUCAUUACAACAAAGGAGAUGGACACCAUGGCUCGUGUUCCUUUAGAAAGCAAUGUGUCAAACUCCAUGUCUGCCAGUACUUUGUACAGGGUGAAUGCAAGUUUGGCACAGGCUGUAAGAGAUCCCAUGAUUUCUCUAAUUCUGAAAAUCUGGAAAAACUGCAGAAGUUGGGCAUGAGCUCAGACCUGGUGAGGAGGCUGCCUUCCAUUUAUAGAAAUGCUCAUGACAUCAAGAAUAAGAGCUCUGCCCCUGUCCCACAGGCGACUUCUGAAAGAAGAGACAGUUCAGGUUCUGUGUCCUCAACAACUACUCACCAAGAGGAGAGUGAUCAGAUCUGCUUGUACCAUAUUCGGAAAAGUUGUAGCUUUCAAGAUAAGUGCAAUAGAGUUCAUUUCCAUUUGCCGUAUCGUUGGCAAUUCUUGGAUGGAGGCAAGUGGAAGGAUUUGGACAAAAUGGAGCUUAUUGAAGAGGCAUAUAGCAAUCCUAAUAAAAACAGGAUCUUAUGUGCUGACUUGGUCAGUAUCUUUCGCUCUGAUUAUCUGAACUUUGAGUCUAUGAAGUUCGGCACUGCCCGGGCUCGCCGCCUCUCCACACCGUCUUCUGUCACCAAACCUCCACACUUCAUUCUCACCACGGAGUGGAUUUGGUACUGGACUGAUGACUUCGGUUCUUGGCAGGAAUAUGGAAAACAAGGCAUGGAGCAUCCCACAACCACCGUCAGCAGCAGCGAUUUGGAGAAGGCCUACCUGGCAUACUGCACACCAGGAUCUGACACCCAGGCAGCCAUUCUCAAGUUCCAGGCUGGAAAGCACAAAUACGAGUUAGACUUUAGAGUAUUUAUUCAGAGAAACCUGGUCUAUGGUACAUUUAGAAAGGUUUGUCGGAGACCCAAAUACGUGUCUCCUCAGGAUGUAAAGGUGAAGCAAACCAGCAAUGUCAAGUUUCAAGGCCCAAAGAGUAUCCCAGACCAUUGGGACCCCUCAGCCCUGCCAGAUCCCGGCUUUAAGCUGAUCACCCUCAGUUCUUUAUCAGAAGAAUAUCAGAAGGUUUGCAAUCUUUUUAACAAUACGCUGCCCUGCUACUAUGUUCAGAAGAUCGAGCGAGUCCAGAACCUGGCUCUCUGGGAAGUCUACCAGUGGCAAAAAGGGCAGAUGCAGAAGAGAAAUGGAGGGAAGGCGGUGGAUGAGAGACAGCUGUUUCAUGGCACCAGCACUGGUUUGGUUGACGCCAUCUGCCAGCAGAAUUUUGAUUGGAGGGUCUGUGGUCUUCAUGGCACUUCCUAUGGCAAAGGGAGCUACUUUGCCCGAGAUGCUGCAUAUUCCCACCACUACACCAAACCCGACUCGAAGUGCUACACGAUGUUCCUGGCUCGGGUGCUGGUGGGCGAGUUCACCCGAGGCAAUGCCUCCUUAGUCCGCCCCCCAGCCAAGGAGGACCAGGGCAACGUUCUCUACGACAGCUGUGUGAACAGCAUGUCAGACCCGUCUAUCUUCGUGAUCUUUGAGAAGCACCAGGUCUAUCCAGAGUAUGUCAUCCAGUACACCUCCAGCAAGCCUCUGGACGGGGCCUCCUCCCUGUUAUCCCUGGCAUCCUUUUUUGGUAUCCGGCAGUGAGCACGAGGAUGCAUUUCAUACCUUUCAGGCUUGUCUUCCUUGAAAUAGCUAUUUGGGAAUUUUUUUUUUUUUUUUAUAACAAAAAAGCUUUUAAUGAACUGUUUAACAUUGAUUUUUCAGUGAAGUUACCUUCUUAAUCUCUUGCUGAUGAUAGUUUUUGGUUUUAAGUAAUUUUUAAGCUUGAUAUGGGCUAACCAAUAGUGAUUGUAGGUGAGAUUUUUUACUAGGAUAAGUUUUACAUUUUACUAUUUUUGUUGACUUUGCUACUGAUUGGCACCAGGCACAGAGUUUCUAGUUAACUAUUUUAUGGAUUGAUUUUAAUUUUUAUUAAUUUCUGUCUAUCUCUAGUGAUUUGGUUUUUCAGGGUCUUGGUGGCAUUAUUCAACUUUUUAUAGCCUAUGUACAGAAAAACCUGUCUUGUGGCCUAGGGAGGUGCAGACAUGGUGUCUGUUGCUCUGGUUCUAAUCCAGGCAGCUCUUCUGCUGCUUCUCCUGGGCUCUGGCCUUGGAAUUGGUCCAUAUAUCACAUCGUCAGACACAUAGCUACUGUGGGGUGUCAUUCAGUCCCUGUGGUUUUCCUUUGUCAUGGGCCUAGUGCGUGAAUGCCUUUCCCAGCAUCUUCUAAGCGCACUGGACAUCCUCUGAAUAUGGGUUUUAUAUCUUCAUGAGAUUUGAAUACCUGUGCUGCAGAUGUCACAAUAUGGAAAUAAAAUAAUAUUUAUCUCAA